This is a messenger RNA of Cutaneotrichosporon cavernicola, 1413 nucleotides long. RefSeq lists its product as uncharacterized. Gene Ontology annotation, molecular function: enzyme activator activity. Bases 1 to 1413 code for a protein of 470 amino acids. Gene Ontology annotation, biological process: positive regulation of catalytic activity; deadenylation-dependent decapping of nuclear-transcribed mRNA. Lineage: Eukaryota; Fungi; Basidiomycota; Tremellomycetes; Trichosporonales; Trichosporonaceae. The transcript has 6 exons. The record is from RefSeq and is a predicted model, not a curated record.
AUGGCUGCUAAAGGCGCCUCCCCUGCAAACCCCAGCACGGCUGGCUCCGCGCCCGCACCUGCCGACCCCGAAACCCGCAACGCCAUCAACGCGCGUGUCAUUGGGCGCAAAGAUGCCUUCUUUGCAGAGAUUGUUGAGAAUGCCGGCAUCGCCACCUUGUACAACUACAUUCCAUCCGUCGGCACAUAUGUCAAGCAGCCCGCCAUGGGACCCCUCUUCCUCAUUCGGCGCACUAAAGCGCCCGAGUAUGCGCUGUACAUGAUUAACCGUUCCGGGCCAAAGAACCAUUUCUGGGGCCUUUACCCAACCGAGAUGAGGAUUACUGCCCAUGACAAGGACAAGGUUAUCGAGGUCGCGAGGCGAGGCGAAUCGGAGCGUCCUCGCUUCUGGCUCGAUGAGUCUGAGACACUCCGGCCUCUGUAUGACCGCAUCCAGGGCAUUGUUGGGCCUCCUGUCAAGCCAGACAGCUCGGCAAAAGCUGGUGGCAACGCUGCAGCGCCUUCUUCCGCCCAGACCUCCCAGCCUUCCUCCCACCCCGCCGUGCAGCCUCCUGCGCAACCAACAGCGCAACCUCAGAUCCAGCAGCCACCGCCUGGACAGAACGGUCUUGCGCAGCUCUUCGCGGGUCUCGGUGUUGUGUCCGGUCCCAACGCGGCGCCGCCUGUCCUCAACCCCCAGCCUCAGCCGCACUCUGCCGGCAUCCAGCAGCCCCCGUAUCUUCAAUAUCCUCAGCAGCCCCCGCAGAACCCUCACCACUACACUGCCAACGUUGCUCCUUUCGUCGGGCCACAGGCACCGUACUCGCACUACUCGAGCUCGCCUGUCCCUGGCCACAGUGACUCGUCUACCCCUCAACCUCCUGCACCGCCUCCCAUGGCGCCCAAAAACUUUGGUCCUCACGAGACCGCGGAUGGGCUGUUCAAGAGUCUCUUAGGUGGUGUGGCCAGCUUCCCUACUUAUGGUCAACCUUCUCCUGUCAGCAACAGUGGCGCUGUUCCCGCUUCCCCCGCAACCUCCGGCUCGCCCGUACGCGGUCCACCAGGCCUCGGGCCUGGGCCGCCUAUGCCUGGUGGUCCUCCUCCGCGCGGCUUCCCUAGUGCUCCUCACCACGGAGGAGGUCCAGGGCCUACCAACGGACAUACGUCUCCUCCCCACAACCAGCCGCAACCGCAGUCUCCGUUCUAUCCCCAGUCGCUGCCCUCGAAUCUACCUGCCAACCCGUCACCCGAGGGCAUGCGUGACGCCUUGCUGUCCACGAUGGGCUUCCCUCCGGAGAAUACGCGACAGCAGCCCAUGGUUAGCAGGGAACAGUUGAUCGGUACGAUGGUACAGCUCCUCCAGACCAACCCGAACUUCUGCGAGGACGUGUACAGGGCGUACCUGGCGCGCAAUGGUGGCGGGCCACGUCAGUAG